This is a messenger RNA of Gadus chalcogrammus (walleye pollock), 8460 nucleotides long. Its product is annotated as protein bicaudal D homolog 2-like. Gene Ontology annotation, molecular function: dynein complex binding; cytoskeletal adaptor activity; dynactin binding. The coding region runs from base 266 to 2872 and encodes 868 amino acids. Gene Ontology annotation, cellular component: Golgi apparatus; cytosol. Lineage: Eukaryota; Metazoa; Chordata; Actinopteri; Gadiformes; Gadidae. The transcript is spliced from 10 exons. Gene Ontology annotation, biological process: regulation of microtubule cytoskeleton organization; microtubule anchoring at microtubule organizing center; protein localization to organelle. The record is from RefSeq and is a predicted model, not a curated record.
UGUAACCAACCGUUCCUCAAUCUCUGGCAAGCGGCAGAGAGACGAGGAGACCGGGCGCCGUAACCAUGAACUGCUUUAAGACCUAGCAGAAACCUCUCCAACCGGAGACAUUCAACCUAAGACAUCUACAUGACAAGGCGAAGCGCAAGAACAACAAUCAUGCAGUACAAAUACAGGAGAAUCUAAGAGCCAAGGUUGGAUCGCUCGUUCAUUCCACAUCUCUUGACGCAGAUCAGCUGGCGUAGCAGCCGGGUGGGGAGUCCGCAUGAUGUCCGUGGAGGAACAGCGAUAUUCCGACGCUAUGCGGCUCACGGAGGCCGGCCCGGAGGGGUUGUGCGGGGAGAUGGAGCGUCUUUCCCGGGAGUUGAGUGAGACCACGAAAGAGAAGAUCCAGGCUGCCGAAUACGGGCUAGUGGUGCUGGAGGAGAAGCAGCAACUCAAACAGCAGUAUGAUGAUCUGGAGGUCGAAUACGAGACUGUGCGACAGGAGCUCGACCUGCUUAAGGAGGCCUUCGGACAAGCCUACUCCAACCACAGAAAGGUGGCCGCGGACGGGGAGAGCCGUGAGGAGUCCCUGAUCCAGGAGUCUGCCUCUAAGGAAGCCUACUAUGAGCAGAGGGUCCUGGAGCUGCAGACGGAGGUCCGGCAGUCACGCAACAUCUUGACCAACACGCAGUCUGAGAACGAACGGCUGGCCUCCAUCAACCUGGAGAUGAGAGAGAGCUACCAGGGGGACGAGCUGGAGAGGGUCCGGCUCCGGGAUGACGUCAAGGAGUACAAGUUCCGGGAGGCGCGGCUGCUGCAGGACUACACAGAGCUGGAGGAGGAGAACAUCUCCCUGCAGAAGCAGGUGUCCAUGCUGAAGCAGACCCAGGUGGAGUUCGAGGGCCUGAAGCACGAGAUCCGGCGUCUGGAGGAGGACACUCAGUUCCUGAACAGCCAGCUGGAGGACGCGGUGCGCCUGAAGGAGAUCGCCGAGCGGCAGCUGGGGGAGGCCCUGGAGACCAUCAAGACGGAGCGCGAGCUCAAGGCCUCCCUGAGGAAGGAGCUGUCCCACUACAUGACCAUCGGGGACUCCCUCUACCACAGCCCGCUCAACAUCUCUCUGGACGGCCUGAAGUUCAGCGACGACUCCGGCAUCGAGCCCAACAACGACGACGCCCUCAGCGCCUACGAGAACGGCUUCAGCAAGCUGGCCCAGGCCAUCGCCGAGGACAACCGCGACUCUGCGCCCAACAAGGAGGACCUGUUCCGCCCGGCGCCGAGCCUGGUGGACGACCUGCUGAGCGAACUCAACAUCUCCGAGAUCCAGAAGCUCAAACAGCAGCUGCUGCAGAUGGAGCGCGAGAAGGUGAACCUGCUGGGCAACCUGCAGGAAUCCCAGAAGCAGCUGGAGCAGGCCAACGGGGCCCUGUCAGAGCACCAGGAGAAGGUGGGCCGCCUCACGGAGAACCUGGCCGCCAUGCGCAAGCUGCAGGCCAGCAAGGAGCGGCAGUCGGCCCUGGACAACGAGAAGGAGCGCGACAGCAACGAGGACGGAGACUACUACGAGGUGGACAUCAACGGGCCCGAGAUCCUGGAGUGCAAGUACAAGGUUGCUCUGUCGGAGGCCGGGGAGCUGAAGGAGGAGCUGAAGACUCUGAAGGCCGAGUACCAGGCCUGCCAGUCCCGCUACGAGGAUGACCGCAGCCGCCUGGAGAUCGACGUCACCACGCUGGGCGGGAAGCUGGCCUGCCUGGAGAAGAUCAGCCUGGUGGACCGGCAGGAGAAGAACAGGCUGGAGAAGGAGCUGCGCAAGGUGAGCGACGUGGCCGGCGAAUCCCAGGGCAGCCUGAGCGUGGCCCAGGACGAGCUGGUCACCUUCAGCGAGGAGCUGGCCACCCUCUACAACCACGUGUGCAUGUGCAACAACGAGACGCCCAACCGCGUCAUGCUGGACUUCUACAAGCAGGGCAAGGGCGGCCGCAGCAGCCCCGAGGGACGCGGCCGCCGCUCGCCCAUCCUGCUCACCAAGGGCCUGUUCCCCGCCGACCUCGGGGACUCGGUCUCCCCGCCCUCCCUGCCCUCCCCGCCGGCGUCGGACUCCCGGCGCGAGCCCAUGAACGUCUACAACCUGGUAGCCAUCAUCCGCGACCAGAUCAAGCACCUGCAGAUGGCGGUGGACCGCACCACGGAGCUGUCCCGGCAGCGCGUGGCCUCCCUGGAGCUGGGCACCGUGGCCGACAAGGACAAGGAGGCCUGCAUGGGGGAGAUCCUGAAGCUCAAGUCCCUGCUGAGCACCAAGAGGGAGCAGAUCGCCACGCUCCGCACGGUGCUGAAGGCCAACAAGCAGACAGCAGAGGUGGCUCUGACCAACCUGAAGAGCAAGUAUGAGAACGAGAAGGCCAUGGUGACAGAGACGGUGAUGAAGCUGAGGAACGAGCUGAAGACCCUCAAAGAGGACGCCGCCACCUUCUCCUCUCUCAGAGCCAUGUUCGCCACACGCUGUGACGAGUACGUCACGCAGCUGGACGCCAUGCAGCGGCAGCUGUCGGCGGCCGAGGACGAGAAGAAGACCCUCAACUCCCUGCUGCGUAUGGCCAUCCAGCAGAAGCUGGCGCUCACGCAGCGGCUGGAGGACCUGGAGUUCGACCACGAGCAGACCCGCCGCGGGGGCGCCGCCAGCCGGGCCAAGGGCCGCGGGCGGGCGGCAGCCGCUGCCGCCGCCGCCACCGCCACCUCUGGGGCCGCCACGCCCAAUCCCCCCCACGUAAGUCAGAGCCUCACCUGCGCCGGCUCUGGCCGCCCAGAGAUCAGCAACGUCCUGCCCAACGGCAUCAUGGGAGGCCCCGUGGUCUUCUGCAGCGAGAAGUACAAGAUCUACUGCGACUGAGGACUGGGAGACCGGGUGUCUGAUAGGACCCCCCUCAACGGGACCGCUGUGUACAGAGGGGGGGAGGGGGUCACCUCCCUCCCCCCUGGCUUUAGUGAAUAAAAGCCCCACUCGCUUGCUUGUUCGUCCGCCCCUCUGGGCGUGUCUAGCCUCCCCGUGCUUACCGGCUGCUCGUUGCCUGUUGGUGUAUCCGCUACAGGGGGAAUGCAGGUGUGUGUACAGUGUGUGUGCUAGGUGUCGGACGGGGCGGGGGCGGUACACAUUUCGGUGUGUGGUAUAUAAGGAGUGUGCCCCCCUGUGGUCGUAGUCGGGAUGGUUUUUGUGGAUAUUAUUGGGUGUCUAUACUUCGCCACCGUCCUGGUGUCCGUGCGUAGGGUGUAAAACGGUGGCCCGCUUUGUGCGUAGGUGUCUUCCGAGCCCCCUCCCUGUACCGCCGGGUCACUGUCAUGCGGUCAAGGCUGUGGGGGGAGGGGGCGGGGGAUAUGUGAAGGGGGCGUCACGCUCUCGGCCUUGGUUCAGAGUGUGACGUCUUCUACCCUUAGGCUUGUCUGCUGGCGAGGGUGCUCCUUGAUGAAACGACCCCCCGUUACCUUCUCGGUGUCCUGGCCAAUCCCCAGGACCCGCAUGUUGCCCCGGCAACCCACUGUCCAAUCAGGUCACUGAUUAAUGUUUACAUGAACAAAAAAUAAAUAAAGGAAAAAUAUGCAAUCUCCGACGGCAAGCCCUGGCCCUGGGAGCAUUCUCGACCGAAAUUCAAAGUCACAAGUGGGUAAGCUGACGAAUUGCUUCAGCGGACCGGAUGAGAAGGAGCACCUGUGACCACAUAUAGUUUUUAUAUUUUAUUUUGUAAUCACGGGAUUGUUUUUAAUAUGCUUGUACACCAAUUUGGUAGUGAUGAUGAUCAGUACUAGAAAUUGCAUGGCUUUGCAGCUGAAAUGCUCAUAAGCUUUUUUUUAUUUAUUUUUCCAACAGUGUAUCUGUGUUCAGACGUGUGAUCUAAACCCAUGUGCUACAGGGCUCUACAUUGUAAAGAACAGACAGGUUAUUCGGUUGUCGGUUGGAACCCAGGCAGGCUUCUCCCUGCCUGGACUAUGGCUUCUGACGAAUCGGUCUCCAUAGCUAAAUUCAAGUGCGCUUGGUCAGAGGUCCCCCAGGUUCCCUGGUCGCGAUAUAGACGAUAUCUGGAUUGCUGUGAAACAGAUAAACAAGUUUUUGUUGAAAAUGCAGGUUUUUUUGUUUUGUUUUCUUUACACAAAUUUAAUGAAAUGCAAAUCCUAAAAGAGCACAAAUCCAAACGAUUUUGGAUCCUAAAUCUGCUAACGGGGAAAAAAAAACGACCAUCGUCAGACACGAGUCAAAGUGCCUGCCGACCCGAAUCACCUGAAAUAUAUAUUUAUCUACAUUUAUGUAACGCCCUGUCCACCUGAUGAUGUAAUACACCGUCCCUUCUCCCCAUUAGCCUUGGAAGCUGACCUUAAAGCUCUGAUAUCAUGUGUGUGUUGAUGUGGUUUGAAAACACACACGCCUGGUGUCUCUAACCUUUGUCUUGUCACUUGUUCGCCCCCAUAUGACUCUUUUUACAGAUUGUCAGACGCUUGUUCACCACACAUCGCCACUCACCCUUUAACUAAAAAAAGAGGGAUUGUGGGGAAUCUUUUAUGUCAGGUAACGUCCUCACGCACACGCAUUGCAUACAUCUUGCUUGUGUGUGUGUGUGUGUGUGUGUGCGUGUGUGUGUGUGUGUGUGUGUGUCUCAUAAUCUUCAGCAUUGUGACCCUUGUUUGUAUAUAUUUUCACAAAGAGGGGUCCCUUUGUUUCUGGGUGUGUGAGGAUAAACCUAUGUACUGUCUUAGUAUCUAAAAUAGCUUUAAACCCUUGCGCAUAUACAAAGAACCAAUACGAGUGGGGCUUGUAUAGAUAAUUCAAAGUACUGCUUGUGGAUCAUAAACACAUAGGCUUUAUGAUGCAAAAAAGCAGGGUUGAUGUACGGAGAUCCUGCAAGAUGAAUCAAAGUGUUUGCUUUUUUCUAACUAUACCGAGUACGAAUAAAUCCCCAAUUAUAUUCUUGAUACGACCGCGUUCAGGUUAGGAUCUUGCAGGAUCGCUCUGCAGUAUUUCUUCCUCUCAGGGACAUAGGGAGGGAGCUUGUUUCUAUUGCAGAAAACGUAAGGCGCCAACCCUGCUUAAGAGCACAUCCAUAGGUAACAGGCACGCAGUGUAGAGACGGACACAGCUAUUCCACCAUACAGAGUGAAAGGCUAAGGGGAAGAGAAGUUCCUCUGGAGGUCCAUGUUCACUCACUCUUUUCUAAUUUAGUUAUUCAUUUUAAUGAACUUUCAAGAGUGACAUAUUGGGUUUCUUUUUCUUUUGCGUAAAUAUUUCUUGAAAGCGGAGGGAUGAAAACUUUCCGAGGAGCUCCGGGAGCAGGGAGCUAGAGAAGGAGGCUAGUGAAGAAAUCUAGCAUAAGAAACUAAACAUGCUAGCACAGAUAACCAGGAAUCUGGUCUUGAUCAUGGUCAUUGAGUUAGCCUUGAAUCAACUAAUUACUUUCCAAGGGACAUAGAGUCCAAAUGUUACCCCUAAAUGCUAGUAUAUGCUCUGUGGAACCACUGAGCAGUAGUUAGACCCAACAACCCAGGAUGUACUCAGAUUAUAACCUGUUAUGGAUAUAGUUUCAUACAGUUUGAAUUCAACGUCUAGCUUAUCUGUCGCCAUAACGACCUGCCACUUUAAUAUUUAAAUAAGCUCCUCCUACCUCUGUGCUAACAUGCUCCGCCCACUCGUCAAUAUGUUUUGCUGAGUUGUCGUUCUGGUACAUCGUCAGAUCUCUGAUUGAUGUCAAAUGCAUGUGAAAUACACAACUCAUUCGUUGUUGUUAUUGUUAUGAUUAUUAACCAGCACGUCACACUGGGUGAUGCCUUUCUCCUUUGCUUUGGUUGCGGGGUGAUGUUUCAACUGCCCCGGAAGUGAAUGAACGUUGUACUAGCGAGUCACUGGCUUCUUAGCGGCUUCCGCUUGGUGAUCUCGCUUGUAGUCGGCCCCACAUUUUAUGCAUCCGAUAAUAAGCUUUAUUUUAACACUGGCUCAGGGUGACUAACUCGGAUCAUGCUUUCUGUUUGCCAUGACUAACGACAAGUCACUGUGUCUUCUUUCUCGAAAGAGGUGACAAGCUCCUCCCUGUUAAACUACAGUUUUCACUAAUACUCAUAAGAGGAAGCAUGCUCACCUUAAUGAUGUGUUGUUUCUUUCUUCAUUUGUUCCAGUUAUUGCAGUAGUUCUGCCCGGAUGAGGAGGUACCGACACAAGGUCGAUUCUCACUGCUGAAUCGGUUUCGCCGAAGGUUAGCACAGCAUAGAUCAUUUGGACUUGAGGAUAUCAAGGCAACACCAGCCGAAAACCAAACGAUGAAAACAGUCAAAAAGCUAGAUUUCUAAUUGUAUUCCCCCCAUUGCUGUCUCAUUUAAGCUAUGCAAUAUGACAUGGAUGGGAAUCAAGCUAAACUUCACUUCUUUAAUUGCUGCUGCAAGAAGCCAGGAUUUCUAAGUACAAGGCUCACACUUUCCGUGGGAAAUUUAUGAGUGACUUCAAUAUUAUAAUUACCCCUCAAUUUAAAGGCAAAGGAAAACAGGUUGUUUCUCAAUGUAAUGACAACUAUUUUUUCUACUUUAAUGUUGGAUUUUAGUUUUUAUUAUUUGUAUUAUUCAGUGCACUUUCAUUAUAUAGGAAAAUGUCAUACUAUUAUUAACCAGAGAAAUUCGUAGUGGAGUGGUUUGAGUUUUUUCCCAUAUCUACACAUAGUAGGCUAUAUAUAGGAUCAUAGGCCUAUGUGACUUCUACGUUGUGAUGAGCAAACGCCUCUUGCAUAUGGGAAGGCGCCACAAACCACAACCUACUAAUUGACUUUGUCUGUGAGAAUUGUAACCAUCUAAAACGUUUAUUUUUUCCUUGGUUAUAUAUUUACACUGUCCGUUAGCCUUUAUGUUUGUUCUACUAUGAUCUCUGAUAGAAAAAGUCCAGGGUGAUCAAAUUCUGGGGUUUUUCGUGUAUUUAUUAUUCCUAGGAAUAGUUCGAAAAAUUGCGCUGAAACUUGACAACGCUCUUGAUUCAAAAGAAGGUGAGUUGUGUUUAAGGAAAGAAAAACUGUGUGACAAAAACACGCUUUUUUCCCAGCUUCUUACCGAAGGGCGUUCCACUGAACAUGGAUCACUGACCAACAGAAUUCCCUACAAGUGCAUCGAUUAAAAUUCCAAAUUGGAAUUGUUCCAUUCUCCCUUUGCUUAUCGUGCCAAAUCAUGGUACACCGUUUAGGUUGAACAGAAUCAAGAAUAUGAAAAGGGACAUUUUUUGUCAUUGGGAAAGGCUCAGUUUGGACCACGGCUCUCGCGAGGGACGUGAUACGGUUUUCUGAUUUGUUUAGUUUCUUGUUUCCAACCAGUAGUGCCUUUCAUUGUUUCAAGGGAGAAUCUUAGACUAGGAUUUUAUGUUUAUUUUUAAAGGGUUGGGUUCAAAGUAACUGUGAGCAGCAAUAAAUGCGAAGGGUCGACCCCUAUCUGCAAGAACGAAAAACAGUUUAAAUUGGCUCGAUAAAAAUAAAUUAAUUGUAGGGAAUCAUGUGGGUCAGUCGUCCAUACAAUACAUUCAGGGGUAUAUUGAGAAAAAAAAAAGUUAUGUUUUAUUUUGAUUGGUUUUCUCACACUUUGGGAACCCAAAUAAAUCCCAAUGAACAACACCCUCCAUGCAUCUGAUAUGUAUGUGUUUGGCUAUUGGAAACAUCUCUAACUCUAGCUAUGUAUGGUGAAGGUAAUGUGAUAUCAAUAGUAUUGUGGAGGAAAAUGUGAGCGCAUUUUUUCAUUCCGUCGUUCAUUAUGGUGGUAUUUUUUUAUUAUUAUUGAUCUUUUUUAUAUCAUCUUUAAGCAUUAAUGUUUUCAGGAAACAGAAAACUAAAUUAGCAUCAACAAGCUUGAACCGUGCCAUUAUAGCCAAAGCUCGCUUGUUGAGGCGUUAAAAGUUGAAAUAUGGAAAAAGAAACGUAAAAAGAUAAAGUGCAAUUCUGAUACUGUUUUACAUUUUGAAAGACCUCAAAGUUUUCUGUUUGCUGGAAGCACUAGCAUUGUGAUAAUACAUUAGCUGUGCAAACUUUAUAUUGUCAUAUUGUGUUCAGUAUUGCUCCAUAAUUGAGAGUUUGAUACCUUUUUAUAUGAAAUAACGACUUCACCUGUAUUUAUUUGAAUUGUCAUGCAGUACUGUAUUCUUAUCAAUAAUGUGCGUUAUGAUUAGUGACAUAAUGAUUACAGCUAAAUGUCAUUUGCAUGUUUUUUUCAGUUAUGGGACCUUUACACAGAAUUGUAAAACAAACGUAUAACUUUGUAAUGGGUGAGAAGAAAAAAACUAAAAUAGAUUUGAAAAGGAAAAAAAGACGAGUCUUUUGUCUCGUAUGUAUUACUGCUGAAAUACCGCUAUGAAAAGUGUUGUUUGUUUUCCAGGAGAGAUAUGGUUUGUGUAAGGGGUAGUCAUACUGGUUAAGAAAAAAAAACGAGAAAAAAAAGAAUAAAGGUAACUUAAAGUCCAGAGAUGUGUCUUGUGUGGGU